ACACACACGCACGCACGCACACGCACAUACACAAAAAUACACAAAAAUACCACAAAAACCACAAAAAAAAAAAGACCCGAUCCUGCCCUGGCUUAUAAAAAGGGGGAGCGGUUCGUAUCAACAAAUAUUUUCCAAGAUGGCUUCUAACAAAGCGGCUGAUGAUGACGAUGACGGAGGAGGCGGAAGCGAAGAAGAAGGAAGCAGGAAUGGGAACGCUGCUCCUACCAAUGGCACCAGCGAGGACAAAGAUGAAGAAAAUGGAGUCCGUAUUACCAGGCAGUCGCUCUCCAGAACCAGUUCCAGUGACGGUGCCAAGGACAAGAAUGUGCCCGUGAAGAAAAAGAAACUAAGCACCAGUUCUUCUGAGAGUGGUUAUUCUGUGGCUACCAGUCGAUCUCGAAGACUGCCGUGUCGUCCUGGUAUUGUCUGGAGAAUUGGUGAAAGGUUGGAAGCCAUGGAUUUUAUCCAUAAAUGGUACCCUGCCAAAAUUGUGAACAUCCAAGAAGAGAAAUUCUCCGUCUUGAUCCACUUUGAAGGUUGGAAUCACCGUUAUGACGAAUGGGUGGACAUGAAGUGCGAACGCUUGCGACCGGCAAGCAGACGGUCGGAGCGGAAAGAAAAACGGAGGCAGAUGACCUCGUAUAAAGUUGGUGAACAUGUAUUGGCCAAGUGGUCAGAUUGUAAAAUGUACCCAGCCAAAGUUUUGGCAGUCAAGUUACCUGUUGGUUACGAGGUUCUUUUUUACGACGGCUUCAAAAAACUGGUCCAGCCUUCCAAUGUUCAAACGUUACCCCCAGAUGUCAAGAGAAUGGACCCCAUACCUGUUGCAGUGCCGGCUGCUACCGAAUUGCCCAGUACUGGCGGCAAAGACAACCAAACAGAAGCUAAAAGCAAGAGUGAGAAUGACAAAAUACCUAGUGAGGAGGAGAAAGAGUCAAGCCCUCUGCCAUCUACCUCUGAUGACGACAUCAUCUCAAACUCAUUGACCUCGACUAACAAACAGGCAAAGAAGACCAAAAUAAUUCCAGAUAAAGAUUCCACAGAGUUGAAGUCCUCAGAUUGUGUAAUAAAAGAGAGACCAGCAUCACCUGUAUCAGCUCCUCCAUCCUCUACAGCUACUUCAGUUGACCCAACAGCAAAAGAAGUGGAAGAACCUGUUGACAAAAUGAAAGAACCUACUCCGCCAAAAGAGGAACCCAAGACGGAACCUGUUGAAAGCAGUGAACCACCCAAAAUUAAGGAACUGGCCGAGGAGCUCAUUAAACCAGUGACAUUACAAGAGAAUACAACUGAAGAUAAAGAGAAGAAGAAAGAACUAAUAGCAGCAGCAGAAGAGACAGCAACAACAGCAGCAGCAAUAGCUGUGGUGGCAGCAGCAGCAGCCACAGCAGCAGCCACAGCAGCACCGAAACCGAAGGAGAAGAAACCAAACUUGUUCCCCAACAGGCGGCGCCAGAAGCUCAUUGUUGCCGGUGCGUUCCUUGCGAAACGGGACGCCAGCCGGAAGUCUCCACCGAGUCCAGCAAAGAAACUAACGGCCAGGGCCAAACCUUCGAUAAUGAAAGCCGAACCCAGCGACAAGAUUGAAAAAGAUGAAAAAGUUGCAGAGAAGAAGGUGACCUCUGAGAAGAAAAUGGAGAAGAAACUCAUUCCUGAAAAAAGGGCCACCAUUGAUAAGAAACCAGCUUUCCGUGAGAUGAAGGUCCAUGAAGACAAACGGUCUUUUGGAGAGAAGAAACUCGAUAAAAGGUUAUCUGGUGAACGAAAAUCCUUGCAGACUCCUGUUGCCCAGUCUGCGAAGUUGGUCAAAGAACUGAAGACAGAAGUGGCCAGCGAGACGACCCAAGUAAAAACGGAGCGUCCGAUGAGUGAGAUGAAGGAAUUGGAGAAGGCUCUCACCAUUGGCUUUCUUCCGAACUCACGACCGGGUAUGGCACCCCUCUCGAGUGCCGUUACGCCAUCCACAGCCUAUGUCAAUAUGCUGACGUCAACCACGAAUGUCUUCGGAGGUCCAGUGGUGUCUCCUACUUCAACGAAGCCUGCCUUAGGGAGAAAAGUACGGGCUCGUCCAGGUAGGUUCCGCAGAGGUCCCCAUCGGGCCUCAAGAAAACGAGGUUUGUCGAAAUCUCCUGACACUUCUGACUUUGUGGUGAAGAAAGAACCCCUGUCACCUGGAGAUGAAGGUCUCCCCCGCAAAAGGAUUAAACUCGGCGGGAAAGUUGCAAGCCAGGAGUUUACUAUCCAGUAUGAUCACAAUCCUUACAAAUGCAUGUUCGAGAACUGCAACAAGAGUUUCCGUAAAGACCACCGCCUUCAGUACCACAUCAAGUACUACCACAUGGAGGACAGCAAAGCCAUGGUGAGCUCACCCGUAACGGUGCCGUCGUCGAAGCGUCAGAAGACUUCAAGUAUUUGUUCCACCAGUUCUGACCACUCUCAAAAGACCAAGUGUGACGCCGUGCCUCCGAAGCGGAGGUAUACUUCUCAGUUAGCCCUGCGUCACACCCUGAAUGGUUUCCCGACCCUGGAUAGUCCAAGUUCUUGUCUGUUACAGGAUGACAUCAAAAACUUCGAUCUUUUAGAUGCUGCAAGUGAAAUGGUGCCACCACCCAUCACCGUCAAAGAAAGGAAACAUGACAAGAGAAGAAGAAGUAAAAAUAUCGAACGACCUCCUGUACUGGAACCUGUGGCUGAAGACUUUACAGAGUUUGAGGAAGAAGAUACAAGCAGCGAAGUCAUCCAUUGUGUUUGUAACCAGGUUGAAGAGAAGGGCCUUAUGAUUCAGUGUGAAGUAUGUAUGUGCUGGCAGCAUGCCUUCUGUAUGAACCUUGAUGAAGCAACUCUUCCCAAGAAGUACAUCUGCUCCAUCUGUCAGAACCCAAGAGGUCUUCGUCCUAGUGCCAAAUACAUCUAUGACCAAGACUGGCUGAAGCUUGGCCAGUUGCCUGGCUUCAGUUUCGUUGAAGCAGACCAUGAUGAAAGCGGAAAGAUCAACAGGAUCCUUGCUACGAACAGUCUUGUCGGUGACUUACACAAUAUCAUAGCUGUACUUUACGGGAUCAAACGCCAGGUCAAAUUGUCCCUGUCCAGUGAAAAAGAAGGGCUAAAAUUGUGGACUAAAAACUGGUCGACCCUCAACAGCAACAACACGGCUAACACCUCACACACAGAACAGGAAUGUCCAGAAAUAAGACCAACGCUGUCCAGCUUCAGGGUGUCCACUUUUGUCGACCCCGUAUUGAUUGACCCUCAGUUGCCUGCAGAGAUCCUGGCUGACCAACAAGACUCUGAGGCUGAUGAGUCGGGGAUGGUGCAGGACACGGGUCCUACCCCUGCCAGUGGUCCUCAUCCAUUGACCACGAAUAAUUGCAGUCCAGCAGAUCAGAAUCACUCAGGUGUGGACCAAGAUCCUGGUUCUCAGUCAAAAGGCACCGGAUUGUCAUCAUCGUCGUCAUCGUCAUUAUCAACGUCUUCUCUAUCAUCCUCGUCAUCACCAUCCUCCUCCUCCUCCACAUCGUUGCCAUUGAAAUCCAGUCACUUACCCAACAGCGGGAAAAUAUCUAGUCUUCUCAAGGACAGCCCCAAUCGAACGGAAGCAGGUUCCAAAAAAGCUGGAGACACCAAGAAGGGCCAGUUUGUUUGGGAAACUGACAAAGACGAAGAGCCCAAGCCAACAGUCAACAACAACAAUAACAACAACAGCAGCAGUUCUAAGCCUCCGUCAGCGAGUGGUGAGGGUGAUUCCAAUUCGGAAAGUACUGAAGAUCCGGGAAGAGAGAAUGCAACAGAAGCUUCCAAGGCUGCCACAGUCGAUCCGUUGCAGGAUUACCAAACCAAUCUGUUGCAAUACGUCAUGCAGACGCAACGGGAGAUCAAUCAUCGACUCGAUUCAAUAGGAGAGCAGAUCGACAGACUGGAAGACAAGGAGAAGAUUACGACACCACUCUCCUCCGACCUGCCCUUGUUGCGGAAAUCUCUGCGUAGUAUGAUGAAUGAUUUGAGUAAAGUACGGAAGAUGGCUGCUUAUCAGUGAAUUCCAUCCCAGGAACUUGGAUCACUCUCUUUCUUUCUCUCUCUCUUGAAGAAGAAUCUGGUGUCGGUUUUUUUUUUACUAUUUUUUUGUUUUGGGGGAGUUUUUCAAAAAGAAAACAAAUAACCCCAGCAAAAGCAAAAAGAAAAAAAAAGAAACAAAAUCAGGGGGAGGUGGUGGUGGUGGUGGUGGUGGUGGCCAACAUGCAGGAGUUCAGGCAUGGAACCACCACAUUACCAUUAGUCAUGAAUGGUAUCACUCACUCACGCAUGCACACACAAGUUCAGAUGCACACACACACUCACUCACUCACACACAGACAACAUAUGCCCUGAUAUACGUACGUAUGUGCAAAGGGCUGGUGCUCUCAUUCCGAAGCGGUGCUUAUGUCUUCCAAACAAACACCCGGGAGCCACUGGCCAAAACGAUGGAAACAAGCCUCAGAAAAUUGGCAGUGGACGAUGGUAUCGAUGGGGGUAACUAUUUUGGAAGAAGAUGUUGGGGGUUCCUUUUUGAUGUGAAAAAGGAUUGCUAAACUUUUAUUUAUUUAUUAUUUUCUUUCUUUUUGUUUAUUUAACAGGAAUGGCUGUUAUUUCAAAACAAUACUGUACAUUAUUAUUAUCAUUGCGUUUGUAAAAAUAUCUUAUUUGUUAUCAUUCAAUUAUUUUUCUGCCGAGGUCGACUUUGCCUUUCUUCCUUUCAUGGUCGAUAAAUUAAGUACCAGUGAAACACU
Molecule: messenger RNA, 4763 nt
Organism: Octopus sinensis (East Asian common octopus)
Lineage: Eukaryota; Metazoa; Mollusca; Cephalopoda; Octopoda; Octopodidae
Product: PHD finger protein 20
Exons: 21
Coding region: 137-4033 (1298 amino acids)
Biological process (GO): regulation of transcription by RNA polymerase II
Cellular component (GO): NSL complex
Source: RefSeq, a predicted model, not a curated record